This is a messenger RNA of Elephantulus edwardii (Cape elephant shrew), 924 nucleotides long. Its product is annotated as olfactory receptor 14I1-like. Lineage: Eukaryota; Metazoa; Chordata; Mammalia; Macroscelidea; Macroscelididae. Gene Ontology annotation, molecular function: G protein-coupled receptor activity; olfactory receptor activity. The transcript has a single exon. The record is from RefSeq and is a predicted model, not a curated record. Bases 1 to 924 code for a protein of 307 amino acids. Gene Ontology annotation, biological process: G protein-coupled receptor signaling pathway. Gene Ontology annotation, cellular component: membrane.
AUGGAUAACUUCACCAUCAUCACAGAAUUCAUUCUCAUGGAUGUAUCAAGCUCUAGGAAGCUCCAAGUCUUGCAGGGCCUGAUAUUCAUAAUAAUUUAUCUGGGAGCCCUGGCUGGAAAUCUUCUCACUUUCAUUGUUAUUGUGAUAGACCCACAUCUUCAUUUUCCCAUGUACUUCUUUAUAGCUAAUUUGUCUAUUGUAGAUUUUUGUUAUAUCUCAGUUACAGUUCCCAAAGCGAUUGUGAAUUCUUUAACAGGCAAGAAAUUUAUUUCUCUUCCAGCAUGUGCAUCUGAGAUAUUCCUGUAUAUUUUCUUCGCAUCUUUAGAGUAUGAACUUCUUAUAGUCAUGUCCUAUGACCGCUAUGUUGCCAUCUGUCAUCCCCUGCACUAUGGGCUCGUUUUCACCCCUCAUAUGUGUCUACAGGCCACAGGGGGUUCUUGGGCCUGUGCGUUGAUCUAUUCUGCUAUCCACACGGGCACCAUUUUCCAGCUUCCCUUCACGAAAUCCAAUGUGAUUUAUCAAUACUUCUGUGAUAUUUCUCAACUUUUAAGGAUUUCUUCCUCCUAUGUGCAAUUUUCUGAGUAUAUUCUUAUUGUUAUUAGUUCAGUUAUGAUUUUAAUAUGUUUUAUCUUUUUAUUUACCUCGUAUGUUAAUAUAUUUUUAGCUGUGUUUAGGAUGCGUUCUGAGGAAGCCCGCAGCAAAGCCUUGUUCACCUGUACCCCACAGUUAGUGAUACUUAUUCUCUUUGUAAUUUCUGUCAUAGCUGCUGUCUUUAGUCCCAUUUCAAAUAAAGCAUCCCUUAAAGGUCUUCUCAUCGCCAUGUUCUACAACAUGGUGCCCCCAUUCACAAACCCCAUAAUCUUCAGUCUACGAAACAAGGAGAUUAAUACUGCUCUACGAAGAAUGUUCAACAGACAUUUUUAG